AUGGGACCCGCGGGCCACAUCAUGAGCAUCAAGAUUGGCUCUCGGGGAGUAAUCGACUACGUCGCCUUCGCCUACGUGUUCGAAGGGACGACCUACGAGACUGUCCGCCAUGGAGGCCCCGGCGGCGGACUCAACGUGGCAUGCGAUGUUCUUCUGCCGUCCAAGAAAGCAGUUGAUCUUUCGGAUGAGGAAUACAUGAAUAAUAUCUCGGGAUGCAUCGGAGAGUUCGCCGGAACUCCUUGUAUAACUUCUUUCAACCUUCCUGUGCAAGAGAGAAAGAUCGUCGGCUUGUUUGGGCGUGCAGGAAAGUAUCUUAAGGCAAUUGGAGUCUAUUUGAUGCCUAAGUAG
Musa acuminata AAA Group (dessert banana) is the source of this 348-nucleotide messenger RNA. Its product is annotated as horcolin-like. The record is from RefSeq and is a predicted model, not a curated record. The transcript is spliced from 2 exons. Lineage: Eukaryota; Viridiplantae; Streptophyta; Magnoliopsida; Zingiberales; Musaceae. Bases 1 to 348 code for a protein of 115 amino acids.